Messenger RNA from Cavia porcellus (domestic guinea pig), 1629 nucleotides. It is a transcript of the gene Slc35g2, whose product is annotated as solute carrier family 35 member G2. The record is from RefSeq and is a predicted model, not a curated record. Lineage: Eukaryota; Metazoa; Chordata; Mammalia; Rodentia; Caviidae. The transcript has 2 exons. Gene Ontology annotation, cellular component: plasma membrane. The coding region runs from base 196 to 1434 and encodes 412 amino acids.
CAGCGGAGAGCGCAGGCGCAGUGUCCGCGCCGGUGGCGCCCCUCUUGCUGCUCCCAGCUCUUGGCAGCCCCAGCAGAGCGCUCGGCGGCCGCAACUGGCUGGGAGGCUGCGUUAGGUGCCCCGCACCCAGCAGACCCUCUAGAGCCCGGGUCGCACCUUCCUCGCGGCGACACUCAGAGUUGAUUAUCUGAAGAAAUGGAUACUUCUCCAUCCAAAAAAUAUCCAGUUAAAAAACGGGUGAAAAUACAUCCUAACACUGUGAUGGUAAAAUAUACUUCUCAUUACCCCCAGCCUGGGGAUGAUGGAUAUGAAGAAAUUAAUGAAGACUAUGGGAAUUUCAUGGAAGAAAAUCCAAAGAAAGGUCUGCUGAGUGAAAUGAAAAGAAAAGGAAGAACUUUCUUUGGAACCAUGGAUACUCAUCCUCCAACAAAGGAAGAGUCAAUGCCCAAUGAGAUUGGACAAUUCCAAAGCUUUACAGAAAAAAAUAUUUUUCAGUCCCGAAAAAUGUGGAUAGUGCUGUUUGGAUCUGCUUUGGCUCAUGGAUGUGUAGCUCUUAUCACUAGGCUUGUUUCUGAUCGUUCUAAAGUUCCAUCUUUAGAACUGAUUUUUAUCCGUUCUGUCUUACAGGUCUUAUCUGUGUUAGUUGUGUGUUACUAUCAGGAGGCUCCCUUUGGGCCCAGGGGAUACAGAUUACGACUUUUCUUUUAUGGCGUAUGCAAUGUUAUUUCUAUCACUUGUGCUUAUACAUCAUUUUCAAUCGUCCCCCCCAGCAAUGGGACCACUAUGUGGAGAGCCACAACCACAGUUUUUAGUGCCAUUUUGGCAUUUUUACUCGUAGAUGAGAAAAUGGCUUAUGUUGACAUGGCUACAGUUGUUUGUAGCAUCUUGGGUGUUUGUCUCGUCAUGAUCCCCAACAUUGUUGAUGAAGACAAUUCUUUGUUAAAUGCCUGGAAAGAAGCCUUUGGGUACACUAUGACUGUGAUGGCAGGACUGACUACUGCUCUUUCUAUGAUAGUGUACAGAUCCAUCAGGGAGAAGAUCAGCAUGUGGACUGCUCUGUUUACCUUUGGUUGGACUGGGACAAUCUGGGGAGUAUCAACUAUGUUUGUUCUUCAAGAACCCAUCAUCCCAUUAGAUGGAGAAACAUGGAGUUAUCUUAUUGCUAUAUGCAUUUGUUCUACUGUAGCAUUCUUAGGAGUUUAUUAUGCCUUGGACAAAUUCCAUCCAGCUUUGGUCAGCACAGUACAACAUCUGGAGAUUGUUGUAGCUAUGGUCUUGCAGCUUCUAGUAUUACACAUAUUUCCUAGUGUCUAUGAUGUCUUUGGAGGGGUAAUCAUUAUGAUUAGUGUAUUUGUCCUUGCUGGCUAUAAACUUUACUGGAGGAAUUUAAGAAGGCAGGAUUACCAGGAAAUAUUAGACUCUCCCAUUAAAUGAAUCCCUGGUAAUUAUUGUCUUGUUCAGUUAUUGAAUAUGUACACUGCCAUUUUUAUGUUUACCUAUAAAUGUCUUUGUGUUAUAUAAUUGACAGAGUGCUAUGUAAUAUAUAAUUAAUUUAUGCAGAUACAGAAAAUUUAUUCUAGUAUAAUAUAUUCAAAUACAAAUAUUAAAUAUGUGAAAUAUCUCAUCAAA